Messenger RNA from Magallana angulata, 406 nucleotides. Its product is annotated as ragulator complex protein LAMTOR5 homolog. Gene Ontology annotation, biological process: positive regulation of TORC1 signaling; cellular response to amino acid stimulus. The transcript has 4 exons. Lineage: Eukaryota; Metazoa; Mollusca; Bivalvia; Ostreida; Ostreidae. Gene Ontology annotation, cellular component: lysosome; cytoplasm; Ragulator complex. Gene Ontology annotation, molecular function: guanyl-nucleotide exchange factor activity. The record is from RefSeq and is a predicted model, not a curated record. The coding region runs from base 65 to 337 and encodes 90 amino acids.
CGACCUAUGGAAGUUUAAAAACCGGAAGUUUCUUUACUGUCAGGUGAUUUCAUAUUACUAGAGGAUGGAGAGACAACUUGAAAAGCAUCUCGAGGAAACAUGCCGUGUUCCCGGAAUAAGUGGAGCACUGUGUGCAGAUAACAAUGGACUUUGUUUAGCAGCCCGUGGGUGUAAGCCUGAGUUAGCAGGACACGUUGCCAGUAUAGCUCAGCAGGCUGCUCAGCUCCACCCCAACUCUUCCACAACACCAGUCAUCUGUAUCGAGUCCGAGGGAGGAAGUGUGUUGAUAAAAUCAGAAAACGAUGUGACCAUGGCCAUGUUUAAGACUCCAUUAUAGCAACACUUCAUUUCAUCAUUACUUUGUUAUAUUUGCAAUAUAAAAUUCAAUAAAAACAUAGCUGUCGUG